This is a messenger RNA of Emiliania huxleyi CCMP1516, 252 nucleotides long. RefSeq lists its product as hypothetical. The annotation marks the transcript as partial. The transcript has a single exon. Lineage: Eukaryota; Haptophyta; Isochrysidales; Noelaerhabdaceae. The record is from RefSeq and is a predicted model, not a curated record.
UACGAGGGCGAGUACAACGCGGCGGGAGAGCGCGAGGGGCGCGGCGUCAUGCGGUACGCCAACGGCAACGUCUACGACGGCGAGUACAAGGCGGGUAUGAGGGAGGGGCGCGGCGUCCUGCGGCUCGCCAACGGCGAAAACUACGACGGCGAGUGGAAGGCGGGUAAGAGGGAGGGGCGCGGCGUCUACCGGUACGCCGACGGCAACGUCUACGACGGCGAGUUCAAGGCGGAUGAGAUGGAGGGGCGCGGC